UCAUGAAAUUAUUAUAGUAGUAAUGUUUAAACAUUUUACUAUUCAAACAGUAUGCGUAAAUAUAACCUUAAAUUCUUGUUUCUCAAUUGCUUAGUUUUCGUAUUAGCUGAUGAUUAUGAAUCUGAUGAUAAAUUAUAUCUGCUGGUAUCAUCAGACCAGCACCAAUACACGCCGCGUCUGGAGGACUUCUUCUGGACAGGGUCUGGGGACGGGCCCCCGCCCCCACCAGAUCCUCCCAUCAUCACGCCAGUCCAGCCUUCAACGCCGGUGGUGCGGACCACAACUGUCCUCGCUACUGUAUACCUCGAUUCAUACCCACCACAGGCGGUGACGGACAAAACGACAGGCGAGUGCAUGCUCAACUGUGGAGAGCCUGGAGUCCCAGGUAGCCUGGAGCCAGAGAUCCCCGAGGAUCGAAGGUACUGGCUCCUCACUGUCAUACAGGGAUCAACUCCAGAUAGCCUGCAAUUGAGACUCGCUAGGUUGUACCAGAAAGCCUUCUUGAGGCAACAAGAGCGUCACCUAGGCAUCAUAAAAUCCUUAGACGCGCCGCCUGCCCGAAAAAAACAUGACGUGCAUUCCUUCGUAGUUAAUAAAGAUAGUAUAAAACCAAAUACUCAGAAUACUGAAACGCCAUUCAAAUACUUAGACAGCUCCAUGAUAGCUCCUGUGGAGUCAGCUGGAACAUCAAUGAACAGCGAUGCGUAUUUCAAUACUAAAGUACUCAACUUUUCUGGUGAUUUCGUUUAUCCCGUAAACGUAGAAAUGUUAUCUAUAGACACGAACAGCGUUUCGGUUAACGCUGAAAUAAAAGCUACAAAGUUAAAUGAAGUAGAGUCGUGGAUAUUGGCUGCACCCACUGUCGUGAUACGAAAAAGAGAAGUGACGGAUGGUGAGGAACUUAAAGAAGAUCUGAUAGACAUACCUUUGGAAUCAGAGGGUAAUGAGACUCAGCUGUUCAAACGGGAAAUAUUAAGGCCGGAGCAGCAGCCGCCGGUUCAAGUACACAUUCAAAACAUUACAGAGUCCCCAGAUACAGGCAGCGUUCAGAUAGUGUACGUGGUGUUGGUCGGAGGCCGGGCAGUGCCAGCUGCGGUCGCUGCGAGAGACAUGAGACUGGUCCGAGACGCCGAGGUGGCUCGGGAACUUGGGGCCGUAGUUACUACCAAGGCUGAGCCAGCGUACUUGAAGACGGCGGAGGGUCUGGAGGGCGAGGCGGGCGGGGGCGUGCAUGGGACAGAACUGUGGGCGCUGGCCGUAGGGGCGACUGUAGCAAUACUCUUACUGCUUGUCAUACUGGCAUUGGUGUGUCUAGCUCAUAGGAAAAAAGCAAUGAAGUCAGCAGCUUCCCUACGUGCGUAUCGAACGGAACUGAUGCGUGAGGCGGAGCGGAAUCAGUUGAAGCAAGUUCACGAGGAGAAAGAUGGACGGUUGAUCAGUGUCGUGUCUCCUAGUCGGACUAGACCUAGUAGCACUCUUCUGCCAAUAUACAGAGCUGCCAGCGCCGCUAGUAGUUCAUCAACGACAUCAUCUGGAGUUUCUGAAGUGGCCUCAGCAUUUAGGCGACGGCAUAAGAAGCCACAUGCUCUAAGAAUGCCGCAGAAGAAAAGAGUGGGGACGACAGACAGCUUGUUGGAAGCCGCGGGCCUGGACAGUUCCGACAGUGGCCAGCCUUCUGCGCCCCCCACACCUACCUCAUAUCUCUCCAUGCCUUCUGUCAACGCUUUUCCAAGAGGCAACGUAGUAGAGCCUCUCUCUCGCAUCCUAGAACCGGUAUCAGUUCGUCAUCUCGACAUAGACUCUCCGACAACAUCGCCCAAAAAACAGGAUCCCAAGAAGGACGUGGUGCCUCGAAGACAGAUGGCUUCCCAAUUGGUGAGGCUCGGCAGUAUAGAUAAGGAUCCCGGGGUAAUCGGACCACUGGUCUGGGAUCUGCAUUGUCAAAGGAUCAAAGAUGCAUCCAAGCCGUCGAGCCCAGCGAAAUCGACAGGAUCCCGCAAGGAGCCUGGACCAUCCCGUAUGAGGCAGAGGUUCAACGAGCUUAUGGACGAUGCCUUCACCCUGUUCGGCAGCGUGGGCUCCAGCCCCAACUCACACGACACCUACACAGUCGAUGAUAAGGAGAAGAAACAGAGCCAGAGUCAAGAAUCGGAGGAACAAUUGGCGCAAGCUCGUAACGACAACGUACGCCUGCCGGGGUCGCCUUACACUGCCAUGGAUACGGUGCGGGGUCGAUCAGCUGGGCCGGGUCGCGCGGGGCCUAGCAGCGGAGGGGGCGCGGUCGGGGGCGCGGGGGGCGCGGCGGCGGGGGCGGGGGGCGCGCGCCCGCGUACGUCCUUCGCGCGCACCGCGGCCGAGCGCCGCGUGCCGCCGCCCGCGCGCGCCUGGGGGGACAACACGCAGUCCCUAGGCUCGAGGCCGGUGGUGAACCCCGCGCUGGUCCUGACCGAGGGCCGGCUGGCGGCCGAGGACCCCGCCAUCCCGCUCAUCUCCGCCAUCAAAACAGAGAUACAGCGCAUCAAGGAAACUGCCACCAAACCGAAGCCAAACUGAUUCAUUCGUACCUAGUUGUUAAGAUAAACACUUGAAAAUGUAAUUAUGAAUACUUAUAUUUGUUUUAAAUCAUAAAUAAUACAGAAUUACCCAACCAAUUAAGCCCAUUUACUUGGGCUGAUUACAACAAAUCAUUAAGAUAGUUAAAGUACUUACUAAAUUAUAUGCGUAUUUUACAGUCAAUUAGCUGUAUUUAGCGAUAUAUUGUAAGUAUUUGAGAUAUUUCGUUAUUUCUUUCUAUAUAUAUAAGCAGUAUUGAAAUAAUUUACAUAAAUUGCGCGUUUUGCCGUGAAUGUUAAAGUUGAAUGAACAUUAGUAAGUUGGGAGGUUUAAUAAAUACUGCAAAUUAAUAGUUUAAACUAGUGUGAACGUAUUUGUUAUUAUGAAAGGUGAGGGUAGAUUUAUUAUUAAUAAGUGGUAAUCACCGAGGUAUUUUAAAUAUAUAAUCUAAGUGCAAUUAUUAGUGAUAUUAAACCAUGAUUCUUGGUUAUUUACUGCCAUUUAUAAUAUUAAUAUUUUAACAAUAUCAAUUAGGAAAAUUAUUUAUUAUGCCUAGAAAUCAUUUUUAUUAUUGAGUUUCAAAGAUUUCGUUAUGAUUAAGUAUAAGAAUGUUAACCUAUAUUUUUUAUGUUAAAUUCUUUAUUGUUUUAAAAUGUGUUUUGAGAUAUUUUAUUGACAAGGUCUAGAGACUAGAUAAUCAAGUUGUUUGGGGAGUUGUUUAAAAAUACAAGUUUAAAUAUUAGCCUAACGUUCCACUCUAAAAACUAUGUAAACGAAAUAAAUGAGAUACAACUCGUAACAAAAAUCGUAUUGACUUGUAUUUGAGAAUAUUAUGAAAAUGCACCUUAUAGUAAGUACAUGGGUAAACAUUAUAUAUUUUAGAUACAAUUAAUGUUUGAUGCCAAUUAUUGUAAUGAUUAAUCAAUUCAUUUACCUGACUUAU
Trichoplusia ni (cabbage looper) is the source of this 3496-nucleotide messenger RNA. RefSeq lists its product as uncharacterized. The coding region runs from base 52 to 2553 and encodes 833 amino acids. The transcript has 15 exons. The record is from RefSeq and is a predicted model, not a curated record. Lineage: Eukaryota; Metazoa; Arthropoda; Insecta; Lepidoptera; Noctuidae.